Messenger RNA from Nezara viridula (southern green stink bug), 933 nucleotides. The record is from the annotation of a GenBank genome assembly. Lineage: Eukaryota; Metazoa; Arthropoda; Insecta; Hemiptera; Pentatomidae.
AUGAAUAGUAAUACGAAGGAUCCGCCUCCUGAGAACUUAACGUCUCAAAAUGUUAGUAGCCACGACCGGAUAUCGAAUUUUACAAAAAUAUUCAAGGAUAUGAGCAAAGAUAGAGAAAGAGGAUCGCCAUCAGAGCCAUGCUCUGAGUGGUUAGAUUUAAUCUUGCCUUAUUAUUUACCCGCUGUAAUUUUGGUCGGAUUGAUUGGAAACAUCCUUUCCUGCAUAGUUUUCCUUAAUACUCAUUUGAAAAUGCGAAGCUCCAGCUAUUAUUUAGCGGCACUCUCAACAGCUGAUUUCGGCUUCCUUCUUUCCAUAUCCUUUGUAUGGUUGAACAACAAUUUCGGAGUAAAGGUUUACAAUACCAACGGCUGGUGUCAAGGAUUAGUUUACCUAAGUUCCGUUUGCAGCUUUUUAAGCGUUUGGUUGAUAGUGUCAUUCACCGUUGAACGGUUCAUUGCCGUACAAUACCCACUUCAUCGGCCGAGAAUGUGCACUGUCCACAGAGCUAAGACUGUUGUCCUAGUUCUCACUGGAAUAGCUGUCCUUUUCAAUACAUAUUCCUUCUUCGCAGUUGAAAUGAAGAUUGACCAGGGCGAAGAAGUUUGUGAAAUGCGUGAUGGUUAUGAUGAAGCAAUGAGAAUUAUUAGUAUCAUCGAUGCUAUUUUGACGCUCAUAGUCCCAUUGUUUCUCAUAAUUAUAAUGAAUACAAUGAUAAUGAAGAAUCUUCUGAAAUUUGGUGAGAGCUUGGAACGAAGCAGCUCUGUCUCUCGAAGCGAUAGAAGGGAUCAGUUCGCUCUCCAAUGGUUUACAAAAAUUAACUCUAAUCCGGCUACCAUCGAGACACCAAUAGGAAGCCCAUCUCAGGAAACCGUUCCAACAUACAGAAGAACAGAUUCCAUCACACCUGCACUAAGUACUAUUUAUAAAAAUUAA